AUGCAAACCCAGAAAAUGAAAACCCAACCCGGUGACGCGUUGCCGGAAGACAUAUGGAAGGUGGUAUUUCAGAAGCUGCCGGUGAAUACACUUCUUCGAUUACGAGGCGUCUGCAAAUCUUGGCGUACAAUAAUCGAUUCCCCUGCUUUCAUUACAGAACACUUUCAACAUUUCAACGAGAAUUCUUACAAGAAUCGCUUAAUACUAAUUGAAAGAAUUGGACACCUGGAAUGGACUGAUCAAGUAAUCAGAGUUGUUAACUUCAGGCUUGAAGAAAUUGCCCAAAUUACUACUAUAGGUAAAGAUUGCAGGGUUUGGGAAACCUUGAAUGGUUUGUUUUUGCUCCAAGAUAAUGAUUAUAAACCUACAUUGAUUCCAAAUUUGAGGUUAUAUAACCCCUAUGUUAAUAAAUCUUUGGAUCUUCCUCCUUGUCCGCUGCCCGUCUUACCCAUUGACAUGUUUGUUUUGGGGUUUAAUUCUUCCACUAAAGAUUACAAGGUGAUUGGAUUUAGAGUAAAGUCUUCCAAAUUAGACGAAUUGUCGUCAGAGAUCAAGGUUUAUUCAUGUAAUGAUCGUUGUUGGAAGACCAAGAAUGUUCAGAUGAAUGAUGCAGUUAUGUAUAGGGAUAUACUAUUGCGUGAUUUGCAUCAGCCUCAUUUCUGUCAAGGGGCUGCGCAUUGGUUGGUGAGAGAUGUAGAUGACCUGUUCGAAAACACCCAUGUUCUUUCCUUUGAUUUUGGAAGAGAGGAAUUUCGAUGUGUUGAAUUGCCUGCUGAGAGCCGGCGAAUGAAGAAGUUUCUGUUUAUUUUUGGCAAAUGUUUAGCAGUGUUUUGUUUUACUGCUGAGAGAACCGACGUAUGGAUAAUGAGAGAGGAUGAUGGGGAGCGCGUGCCCCAAAACCGAUGGCAACUGUCCGAUACCAAAAAUUCGAGUUUGGAUGCAUGUACCUUCAAUGAACUGAAGAAUUUUGGAAUUGGUGCAAGGGUUACUUAUGAUGAACAGUGUGGUAAAUUGUUCGCUCUGCGUUUGGAUUUUCGUGAAUCGAAUCUGAUGUCUUAUAGCAUUAAAAGCCAGCAGAUGGAGAAUUGUGGAAGGAUUGUUGAUAAUCGAAUACGUUAUGCAGAUACUUAUGUCGAGAGCUUAGUGAAUCCUCUAAAAAAAUCCAAAGGCGAUUAA
This is a messenger RNA of Chenopodium quinoa (quinoa), 1176 nucleotides long. Its product is annotated as F-box protein At3g07870-like. The coding region runs from base 1 to 1176 and encodes 391 amino acids. The transcript has a single exon. The record is from RefSeq and is a predicted model, not a curated record. Gene Ontology annotation, molecular function: protein binding. Lineage: Eukaryota; Viridiplantae; Streptophyta; Magnoliopsida; Caryophyllales; Amaranthaceae.